Molecule: messenger RNA, 1973 nt
Organism: Solea solea (common sole)
Lineage: Eukaryota; Metazoa; Chordata; Actinopteri; Pleuronectiformes; Soleidae
Gene: nceh1a
Product: neutral cholesterol ester hydrolase 1a
Exons: 5
Coding region: 19-1275 (418 amino acids)
Cellular component (GO): membrane
Molecular function (GO): carboxylic ester hydrolase activity
Source: RefSeq, a predicted model, not a curated record
GCAGGGAGUCAGUGGUCCAUGAUGAGGCUGAGGCCUGUUGUGGUGUCGGUGUUUCUCACGGUGACAGUCGGUUAUUACGUUUACACGCCGCUGCCCGAAAGCAUCCAGGAGCCGUGGAGGCUGAUGGUGGUGUCUGCUGGGCUCAGGACGUCAGUGCAUCUGACCUCUGUGAUAAACUGGCUGGGUUACGAUCAUUACAUCAAGUCUGUCAGACAGUUGUCAGAGAGCUUCUAUGGGCUGACGAAGUCGGGCGACAGCACAGAGUCCGGUGGAGGCGUCGUGCCGGGAGUGAAGGUCAGCGACAUCACAUUUGCCGGCGUCCCCGUCCGAGUUUACGAGCCCCCUGCUGGAGGGGAGGGCCACCUGAGGAGAGGGUUGAUGUACUUCCAUGGAGGGGACUGGCUCCUGGGCAGUGCUGAACGGUGGUCAAAUGACGCCCUCAACCACAUGGUCUCUGAUGAGCUCAACACGGUCGUGGUGUCAGUUGAGUAUCGUCUUUAUCCAGAGGUGCGGUUCCCGGUGCCAUAUCUGGACUGCCUUGCUGCUGCCAAACACUUCCUGUCUGCAGAGGUUCUGGCCAAGUAUUCCAUCGACCCAGAGCGCGUGGCCGUGUCCGGGGCAAGUGUCGGCGGAAACCUGGCUGCUGCAGUGGCUCAGGGGAUAUCUACAGAUGACGCCGUGAGAGUAAAGUUCAGCAUCCAGGCUCUGAUCUACCCAAUGCUCCAGGCUCUGGACUUCAACACGCCGUCCUACUUGCAGAACCAAGACGUGCCCGUCCUCUACAGAGGCCUCGCGGUGCGUUUCUGGCUGCAGUACCUCGGCGUUGACCUCUCCCUGCAGCCCCAGCUCCUCGUGAACAACCACAGCUCCUCACAUCACGUCUCGCCGGAGCUGAGGGCGCGGGUCAACUGGACCACGCUCCUGCCCCUGAGAUUCAAGAAGGACCACAGACCUGUCGUGGUUGACAAGGGAUCACAGAGGCUCGCGAAGGAGGUGCCCGCGCUGCUGGACGCGCGGGCCUCGCCGCUGCUGGCAGGACCAGAGGUCUUGGCGAAAUGUCCCCGCGCGUACGUCCUCACGUGCGAGAACGACGUGCUGAGGGACGACGGGCUGAUGUACGCUCGCCGCUUACGGGACGCGGGUGUCACGGUCACCAGCAGUCACUAUGACGACGGUUUCCACGGAUGUUUUAGCUUCAUAGUCUGGCCAGUGGAAUUUGACAUAGGGAAGAGGUUGGUCAGGGGUUACAUCACCUGGCUGCAGAACAACCUAUGAGUCACUGAUACACUAACUUGUGUUUUGACUUUUUUAAGGGCUUUUAUUCAUCUGUUCUCAGGUCAUUCAUUCAUUCAUUCAUUCAUUCAUUCAUCUGCACACUUUCACCUGAUUACAAACUGCUGGCAAUGGAAAAUCAGAUAACAUCGAGACAGUUACGCACUGCAGCUUUAAAUAAUAUGCUGGUUCCAUUUCACACACUGAUUUUCUACUUGUAUUUUUCACUUAAAGUAUCUGAUAUUUUUGUUCUAUAUGAUGUUUGUUCUUUUAAUAAAUUAUUUCAAAACAUGAAAUCUUGCGUGGACAAGAUUGGACUUAACCCUUUAACCCCACGUUUGCAGGGUAACUUUGCAUUACCAUAGUUACGCGACAGUUAUUGUUAUUGUUAUUAUGAUCAUUUCACCUCGUGCCGUUUCAGGAAGCCAGAGAAUCAGCGUUUUUGUCGCCAGGGAGGAGAGUGUAUGAAGAACACCUGUACAUAUGUUUCCAUUUUUUUAUACUAUUCAAAUUUAACACUCAAAAUCUGUUCCUGUAACAUAUGUUUCAUUAAAUCCUCUAGUUCCAGGACACUUUUGUUCCUUUUCUGCAAAGUGGAAAGUAAACUCACACACUCUGACACUGUGGUUUGUUAAACACAUAAAUACACAAUUAUUUCGUCACUACUAGAGAGGACAAAAGGUCUCAGAGCUGAAUCAGCU